GGCGGCGGCGCGGCGGGGACGCGGGGCCCCAGCGGGCGGCCGGGGGCGCCGCGCUGCCAUGGCGGAGGCCGCGCCGCAGCUCCUGUCGCCGCCGUCGGGGCUGCUGGAGCUGUGCGCUCUGCUGGGCCCGGCCCGCGACAGCCUCCGCCGCCUGGAACAGGCUGCCCAGAAGAAGGGAAUGCGGGCCACCCCACUGGACCCCGAGGUGCUGUCGGUGUUUGUGCCCCCGUUUUUCUGCAAGGAGGACGGCCCCGAGGCCAGUGGCGCCCGCGGGACACUGGCCAAGACCCGGAGACGCUCGUUCCGCAAGAGGAAAGACAAACCCAGGAUGGAAGGUGGGCACCCAGGGGGGCACCUGGGGCCAGACCUCGAGGACGUCAGCAUCCCAGAUGGUGUGGACUUACUUGCCCUGCCGCAGCUCUGCUUCCCAGGCGGCCUGUCUGUAUCCGUCGAACCCCAGCAGGACCGCAUGCACUUCCUCGUGCUGACAGACGUAUGCGGGAACAGGACGUAUGGCGUGGUGGCUCAGUACCACCGGGCCCCACAGGACGGGUCCUGCUUCUACAAUGGCAAAGCACAAGGGGACGCAGCCCGGCCCAGUGCCAGCACCAGUGGCUGCUUUGUACCGUUCGCCGUAUGCGUGAUCUCCCGGUUCCCGUACUACACGGCGCUCAAGGACUGUCUCUCCUGCCUCUUAACACACCUGAAGCUCUGUAAAGACUUUGAAGUCAACAACCACAUCAAAGAUUUCGCUGCCAAGCUGGCCUUGAUCCCGAACCCGCCGCCGGGCCCGCUGCACCUGGUCUUCAACAUGAAGCCACUCCAGAUCGUGCUCCCGUCCCAGGCGGACCCCGAGAGCCCCGUGGUGGACCUGGCCCUUCACCUGCCCUUCCUGAGCUUCACGCCCGAGAAGGUGCUGCAGAUCCUGGCCAGCCUCCUGACGGAGCAGCGGCUCGUGUUCUUCUCCUCCAGCUGGGCGCUGCUGACGCUGCUCGCCGAGUGCUUCCUGGCCCUGCUGCGCCCACUGCAGUGGCCGCACACCUUCGUGCCUGUGCUCUCAGCCCAGAUGCUCGACUUCCUCAUGGCGCCCACUGCCUUCCUCAUGGGCUGUCACCUCGACCACCUCGGGCAGGUCAGCAAGGAAGCCGAGGGCUUGGUUCUCGUCAACAUCGACAGUGGGAGUGUCACCCACUGCAGUGAUGACGCGGCCAUCCCCGACAUCCCCCUGCCGGCAGCACAGACCUUCAUCCAGAGGGUCCGGAGGCUCCAGCUGCACCGAGAGCUCGACGAGGCCCACCUGGGUGCCAGCACGGACCUGAAUGAGGCCCGCGCCCGCCGCCGGGCCUGGCAGCAGACGCUCAACAGCGAGGUACAGCACCUGGCACUGCAGCUGCUCGUCAGCAUUUUCAGGGACGUGAAGACUCACCUGAGCUACGAGCAUCGGGUGUUCCACAGCGAGGAGUUCCUCAGGACGCGCGCCCCGGGGGACCAGCGCUUCUACGGGCAGGUUCUAGACACCUACAUGUUUCACUCCUUCCUGAAAGCCCGGCUUAGUAGGAAGAUGGACGCCUUCGCCCAGAUGGACCUAGACACGCAGCCCGAGGAGGACAGGCUUCCUGGCAUGCUGAUCAGCCCUCGGAGGCCAACGGCGGGGAAGCUGGCCUCCCGCAAGCCCUCGCCGCUGCGUGCGGCCCACAGGCGCAUGGUGGUCAGCAUGCCCAACCUGCAGGACCUCGCCAUCCCUGAGCUGCAGCCCCGGAACGCGUCGCUGCGGAAGGCAGAGCCCGGGGACUGGGACUAUGGCCCAGCCCUGAAGGUGGCUCCGAAGUCCACGUACACCUUCAAGAUCCCAGAGAUCCACUUCCCGCUGGUGAGCCAGUGCGUGCAGGCGUACCAUGCGGAGCUGGUGGCGCUGCUCAGCAAGGCCAUGGGGCUGCUGGGCCCCGAGCACGCGGCCCUGCACGCCCGCUACCUGUACCUGCGUGGCCUCGUGCGCCUGCGCCAGGGCCAGCUGCUGGCCGCCCUCCUGGACUUCCAGAGCCUCUAUAAGACCGAUGUGCACAUCUUCCCCGCCGACCUGGUCAAGCAGACCGUGGAGUCCCUGCCGGCGGCCACACGUGCCCAGGCCGAGCACAUGCCUGAGCUGCGCAGGCUCAUCAGCGAGGUCACGGAGCAGCCCCGGGAUGCUGCCAAGGCCGACGAGCGCGUCAAGAACUUCGAGCUGCCCAAGAAGCACCUGCCGCUGGACGACUUUAUGAAGACGGUGCAGGAGUCGGGCAUCGUGAAGGACGCCAGCACCAUCGGCCGCCUGUUCGAAGCGCUGACUGUGGGGCAACAGAAGCUGAUCGACCCCGACACCUUCCGAGACUUCUACAUGUGCUGGAAGGAGGCGGAGGCCGAGGUGCAGGAGGUGAACCUGCCGCCGUCGGUGGUCGAGUACCUGGACAAGAACGAGUGUGUGUACAAGCUGUCGAGCUCCAUCAAGACCAGCCGCGGCGUGGGCAAGAUCGCCAUGACGCAGAAGCGCCUGUUUCUCCUCACCGAUGGCCGGCCCGGCUAUGUGGACAUCACCACUUUCAGGGACAUUGAGGAAGUGCGGCUGGGCACCUCGGCUUUCCUGCUGCUGCGGGUCCCCUCCCUGAAGAUCCGGACUCAGUCCCGGAGGGACGUGUUCGAGGCCAACCUGAAGGGCGAGUGCGACCUGUGGCACCUGAUGGUGAAGGAGAUGUGGGCCGGGAAGAAGCUGGCGGAGGACCACAAGGACCCCCAGUACAUCCAGCAGGCUCUCACCCAUGUGCUGCUGAUGGAUGCAGUGGUGAGCACGCUGCAGUCCCCGGGCGCCGUGUACGCCGCCUCCAAACUCUCCUACCUCGACAGGCUGCAGCAGGAGGCGCCCAUGGCUGUUCCCAAGACCACCUCGGAGACGCUGAAGCACAAGAUCAACCCGUCAGCUGGGGAGCCGCUGCCACAGGCAGUGGAUGUGCUGCUGUACACUCCAGGGCACCUGGACCCCGCGGAAAAGGCCGCUGAUGCACACCCGAAGCUGUGGUGCGCGCUGGGCGCCGGCAGGGUGGUGGUAUUUGACGCGUCCUCCUGGGCCGUGCACCAGCACUGCUUCCGUGUGGGCACCGCCAGGCUGAACUGCAUGGUGAUGGCGGAGCAGAGCCAGGUGUGGGUGGGCUCCGAGGACUCGGUCAUCUACAUCCUCAACGUGCACAGCAUGUCCUGCAGCAAGCAGCUCACCGACCACCGCCACAGCGUCACGGGCCUGGUGCUGCAGGACAGCUCGCAGGGGACCAGCGAGGUGUACUCCUGCAGCGUGGACGGGACGGUUCUGGCCUGGAACGUGCGCUCCCUGCGCGUGACCCGACGCUUCCAGCUGCCCUGCGGUGGCCUGUCGUCCAUCAUGCCCUGCUGGGAACACCUCUGGUGCUGCACCUCCAACAGCAUCCUGGUUGUAACCUCGAAGGGCUUCCUGCGCCAGGAGCUGCGGAUUGAUGACACCUUCAAAGAGACCAGCACCUGCUUCCUGGCCUUCCAGCUGCUCCCCAAGCAGGAGCAGCUGUGGGCUGUGUGCUCGGGCUACGCCUGCAUCUACAUCUGGAGCCUCCGGGACAUGAGCCAGCCCCCUGAGCGCAUCCCCCUGCAGGACUGCGCCGAGAUCCGGUGCAUGAUCCGGGUGAAGAAGCAGAUCUGGGUGGGCGGCACGGGGCUCUCGCAGGGCCAGACCAAGGGGAAAAUCUACGUGAUCGACACGGACAGGAGGACAGUGGACAAGGAGCUGGUGGCGCACGCUGACACCGUGCAGACUCUGUGCUCAGCAGAGGACAGAUAUGUGCUGAGCGGCUCCGGCGCACAGGAGGGGAAGAUCGCUAUCUGGAAGGUGGAAUGAGGAACCGGGGCGGAGACCCCCACCGUGCCCCCGCCAGCAGCCCGCAGCCGGGGCAGUCCCCUGCACUGAGUCUGGAACGUUCCAGAAUCCACCACCAGGGGCCGCACCAGAGUCAGUCACCCCACUGACACUCCUGCCCCGUUCACGCAUUCCCUCCCCAGCUACUAACAAGAUCAGGUGUGCUCCAUGCCGGGCAGAUGGUCACUCUGUGGCCGGCACAGGUGGGACCCAGGGUCCCAGGGACCAGGGGAGCCUGCACGGCCGGGGCCUCGCAGCCAGGCUAGGCCUGCCGAGCCAGCGUCAGUUAGCAGCCGACUGGUCACAGGCCAGAGUCCCAGUGGAACAGCGUGAAGGGGCCAAGCGACUGUACUGCAGUGCCCCGCCGUGGUGGUGAGGGUGCGCACUCUGUGGAUAUGUAGAUGGUGCUUUAUUUAACUGAAGAUCUUAGCAGCAAA
Messenger RNA from Sorex fumeus (smoky shrew), 4347 nucleotides. RefSeq names its product DENN domain containing 3 (gene DENND3). The transcript has 23 exons. Gene Ontology annotation, biological process: regulation of Rab protein signal transduction. The record is from RefSeq and is a predicted model, not a curated record. Lineage: Eukaryota; Metazoa; Chordata; Mammalia; Eulipotyphla; Soricidae. Gene Ontology annotation, cellular component: cytoplasmic vesicle. Gene Ontology annotation, molecular function: protein binding. Bases 59 to 3892 code for a protein of 1277 amino acids.